GCAACACCUUCCAACAGCAUCAGUCGGUUCCAGCUACUCGCAGAAGCACGCAACGCAAAGUAUCCGAUUUAAAUCAAUUCAGAGAUAAGAUCUAAAAAGGAAAUAAUUAAUUAAAUAAAUAAAUAAAUAAAUAAACAUGAGGUUGAACACUGUAAUUCCAAAUUUCGAGGCCCAGACCACUCAGGGUCCCAUAGAAUUUUACAAGUGGCAGGGAAAUUCAUGGGUUGUGCUGUUUUCGCAUCCGGCUGACUUUACGCCCGUCUGUACAACAGAAUUGGGUAGAAUCGCUGUGCAUGCACCAGAAUUUUCUAAAAGGAACGUAAAACUUUUGGCUCACUCAUGUGACGCCCUUCAAGAUCACGUUGACUGGGUAAACGACAUAAAAUCAUACUGCAGAGAUAUUCCCGGUGAUUUUCCGUACCCGAUUAUUUCCGAUCACGACAGAACCCUCGCUGUAAAGCUCGAUAUGAUCGACGAAGAAAACAGAAAAAAUCCAGACUUCGCUCUCACCGUUCGUGCCCUAUACAUCAUCAGCCCCGAUCACAGACUCAGACUUUCUUUCCUCUAUCCAGCAUCCACAGGACGUAACGUCGAUGAAAUUUUGAGGGUCAUAGAUUCCCUACAACUCGUUGAUCGUGUCCCAGAGAUCGCGACCCCAGCCAACUGGGUGCCAGGUGACAAAGUCAUGAUACUGCCAACCGUACCAGAAGAAGAUCUUCCAAAACUAUUCCCAGGCGGUGUCGACAAGGUCACCAUGCCCUCUGGUCAAGUUUACGUCCGCACAACAACCGAUUACUAAUUUUUUCCUUCAAAUUUUCAAUACCGACCAACCACGAGAUAAUCAAGAUGCAAAAUGCCAUAAGACAAAUAUAUAUGUAUAUGCUAUUUUAUAUUCUAAAUAAAUAAACCAAUAUAUCAUACGUA
Molecule: messenger RNA, 924 nt
Organism: Athalia rosae (coleseed sawfly)
Lineage: Eukaryota; Metazoa; Arthropoda; Insecta; Hymenoptera; Athaliidae
Product: peroxiredoxin-6-like
Exons: 4
Coding region: 137-799 (220 amino acids)
Biological process (GO): cell redox homeostasis; cellular oxidant detoxification
Cellular component (GO): mitochondrion; cytosol
Molecular function (GO): peroxiredoxin activity
Source: RefSeq, a predicted model, not a curated record